CACUUUGAUUCAUUUCAUUUUCCGAAUUCUGAGCAUAUAUGCAAGCUACUCUCCUGGCUUCGGCGUUUUGAUUCAAUCCCAGAUCUCUUCGUUCCUCGCCGGUUUCAUGUUGCUUUCCUGAAUCGCUCUGAUCUCAAGGCUUCAUCGGUUGGUUUGCCGUUCUGUUUCUCGCCCUUCGCCGGCACUUGGUGGAUCUUCGAUCUAGGCGAUGGUUGUCUGCAAAUGCCGCAAGGCAACCAGGCUUUAUUGCUUUGUCCACAAAGUUCCUGUCUGCGGAGAAUGCAUAUGUUUCUCGGAACAUCAAAUCUGUGUGGUGAAAAAAUACUCUGAUUGGGUUGUUGAUGGGGAAUAUGGCUGGCCACCAACUUGCUCUUUUUGCAAUGCUUCAUUGGAAGAAGGAAAGGAUCAAACUACACGAUUGGGUUGCUUGCAUCUUAUUCACACGAGUUGCUUGGUCUCACAUAUUAAAAGCUUCCUACCUCAAACUGCACCCACAGGAUAUGUCUGCCCCACAUGUUCUACCCCUAUAUGGCCUCCUAUAAGUAUCAAAGAUACAGGAUCUUGUUUGCACUCCAAGCUUAAGGAAGCAAUAAUUCAAAGUGGCUUGGAGAAAAAUGUAUUUGGAAAUCAUGCGGUUUCACCUCCUGCAUUAGAGCACCGAGUUCCUCCUCCUGCUUUUACUUCUGAUCCACUGGUUCGCACAUCUGUGGCUGAAGAGAAAGACAAAAGUGGAGCAACUUCAGUUUAUUCUGAUAAGGAUUCAAGACCAACAAUAUCAUCACCAACUACAGAUGACAAGUACUUAGACGAAGUAUAUAAUUCUAUUGUUGGAGUGGGUUCUUCCAAGGUUACUGAAUCUGAGAUUGUUGAAGUUGAUGGUCCGAAUGGUUUAGAACACCAAUUGAUGAAAGAUCAAGAGCCCUGUCUAGUGAAAACUCCAGGAGCUACUACUAGGAAGCUAACUUACAAUGAUAGGAAGUAUUCUGAAUCAUCGUACCAUGCAGAUGAUGAAGAUGGAACAAACAAAAAGUACACAAGACGAGGUCCCUUUCGCAACAAGUUUCUAAGGAUGUUGCUACCUUUCUGGUCAAAUGCAUUGCCUACUCUACCAGUAACUGCACCAGCGCCACGUAAUGGUGCACAUGAAGGAAAAGUGCGACAUCAAAAGUCUUCAAGGAUGGACACCAGGAAAAUAUUACUCAUUAUAGCAAUCAUGGCAUGCAUGGCAACAAUGGGAAUAUUGUACUACAGAUUGGCACAGGACAGUCUAGAUGAAAGCACACAAGAAGAUGACCUCCAGUAGGUACUGUCUUUCAUUCUUCGAUAGCAGUUUGUAUCAUGGUGCUUUAUAGUAUCAAAUGCCAAUUUCUUGUUCUUACUGUGCACACCUGUCGUAUGAAUUCUUGAGGCACGACAGGCAUUCAGAAAGAGCAGUGUGUUGUUGAAGUAUUACUGCACUAAAUGUUAAUUCAUGUACCUGUCUCAUUAAUCAUGUCCAACAAAGACAUCCUUUUAUUUUA
Messenger RNA from Zingiber officinale, 1520 nucleotides. RefSeq names its product zinc finger protein-like 1 homolog. The transcript has 9 exons. Gene Ontology annotation, cellular component: Golgi apparatus. Bases 209 to 1303 code for a protein of 364 amino acids. NCBI's taxonomy places the organism in Eukaryota, Viridiplantae, Streptophyta, Magnoliopsida, Zingiberales, Zingiberaceae. The record is from RefSeq and is a predicted model, not a curated record.